Messenger RNA from Schistosoma turkestanicum, 735 nucleotides. NCBI's taxonomy places the organism in Eukaryota, Metazoa, Platyhelminthes, Trematoda, Strigeidida, Schistosomatidae. The record is from the annotation of a GenBank genome assembly.
AUGAACAUGGAUUCAUUUCUUCUCAAUCAAGAAUCUGGACAUCCUAUUGAAAAAGAUUUUGCUUUCAAUAAUAAUGUGGCUAAUGCACAUGUAACAGUUCGAUUAAGAUUUUUACGCAAGGUCUACGGAAUUCUAUUCACACAACUUUUACUUACUUCAUUAUGUGCUGGAACAAUGUUAAUGUUAAAACCAAUUCUAAUCGAUAAUCUACAACAAAAUAUAUGGUUUCCGAUUCUAUUAUUUAUCAGUACAAUUGGUAUUCUCUUAGGAUUAAUGUGGAAAAGACAAGAAACACCAGUUAAUUUUAUAUUAUUAUAUUUAUUUACUCUCUGUGAAUCUAUCCUUGUAGGAUAUGCAGUGAUCACAUAUUCUGCAACGGUUGUACUUGAAGCAUUUAUAUUAACUACCAUAGUUGUCUUGUCCUUAAUGAUGUACACAUUGAAUUCAAAGAAAGAUUUCAGUAAAUUGGGUGUAGGAUUAUCAGUUGCCUUUCUGAUUCUCUUAUUGGCUGGACCAAUUAAUUUAUUUCUAGGUUCAUCAUUAUUAGAGUUAUGCAUAGCAAUUGGUGGUGCUGGUCUAUUCAGUUUAUUCAUAGUCUAUGAUACUUGGCGAAUAAUGCAUCAUUGUUCACCGGAAGAAUAUAUUAUGGCAUGUAUUGAUUUAUACUUGGAUAUAUUAAAUUUAUUCAUGUAUAUUUUAAGAAUUUUAAAAGAAUUACAACAUAAUCAAGGUUAA